AGGUGCCAACGGCCAUGCUCUCGUAGUUAUGAGGGACGAAACAAUGAGGACGUAGGAGGCAAGAGGACAGAAGACGUCUUGUUGAAAGAAGGUGAGACAUAGUUCAGAGAAGAAGAUGAAAGAAAGGUGGUCCUCAAGAGAGUAAGAUGGAUGCCUGUCAUGCGCUGAAGGGGACCCACUGACUGGCUGUGAAGAAGCACCAGUGUUGAGGGCUGCUGUUGAAACAGCAAUGUCGUCCUUGAGGCUUCCGAGACAGGGGGGAGGAGUUACAAACGCCAAGCGAGUAACUCUCGAUUCAUUCGAAAAGAUUACCAGUGAGGAUGCGAAGCAAUCGCACAAGGGCAAGGAAACCUUGAACGUGAAUGAUAUCCCCUCGCCGACUCAACGAUCAGCUAGACCUAAGACUGCCAUGCCCCGUAAGCUCGACCACUUUGGAAUAUUCAACACCAGCACCUCACGUCCCGAUCCUCCAUGCGAGAGAAGCAGCGAGCGAGAGGAAUUUACGAACCCGCCUCCUGUACGAUCAUCGCCAACUGCCGAGCAGCAAUCGUCCUCCCGACGGAUGGUCACGACUCCAAGAAGCACAGAGAGGACUCAAGUUCGUCCCAUGUCUGCUCCAUCAUCCAUCAAGCGAGCUCAGCAUGGAGUUUCUGCUGUUGCUGAUGGCUUGGUCGGCAAGUCAGUUUUGCGACCUGGCACCAGCGAAAGCUCUCAGCUACAAAGCAGGUUGUCGAAGUUCCAGUCUGUCUUCCAAAACAAGAACGCAGCAAAAUUCUCGUUAAUGAGCAAAGCUUUUCGAAGUGUGGAUGCAGAUAAAAACGGCAUCCUUGGGAGAAAUGAGAUCGUUCACAUGAUGCAGUCGCUUGACAUACCCGCGGAAGAAAAAGUUGUCGACCGUUUGAUGUCAAAGUGCUCGUCAAGUGUUGGAAUGACGUUGCAAGAUUUCCGUAAACUCUUGUGGGUGGAUGAGACGGUGGGAUGCUACAUAGACGAUCGGUUGAACAAAAGAGAAGACGCCCGAGGUGACAACGAAAAUCAAAAAUACUUGUGGACACCUGCUGUGAGCGUCGGGAAAUAUAUUGGAAGUAUCAACGACACAUUGGAGGCUGACAAGAGGGAUGAGGGACACAAUCAUCCCAGGAUUGACUUUAACUUCUCAUCGGUUCGAUAUGAUAUUCUUUCAUUCAAUCAGCAAAAAGGAGAUGAGAAUGCCAUCAUAAAGCUACCUGUGAAGAAACGACCUGCUCUGUUCGAGAAUCCGAUUCCCUUCGGACGAAGGGUGGCAUAUGACAGAGGAGACACGCCUUGGAAUCUCAUCUCUCUCAAGCUUAAACCCGACCCAUCAUCGCCCUCACAUGCGGAGAAGAACGACAGUUACAUUCAAGCUCCUAUUCGAUUAUUUACCUUUGCGAGAAUCCAAAAAGGAGAAUUUCCCACGCAGAAUGGACUAAAGCUCACCAGCACAACCUACUAGGCCAUCCCUGAAAUUGGUACCAGGUAGAGUCUAGGCCAUGACUUAAUCUUACCGCUCAGUAAGAAGAAUAAAUAACACAUUAUUGAUUG
Molecule: messenger RNA, 1563 nt
Organism: Guillardia theta CCMP2712
Lineage: Eukaryota; Cryptophyceae; Pyrenomonadales; Geminigeraceae
Exons: 9
Coding region: 230-1474 (414 amino acids)
Molecular function (GO): calcium ion binding
Source: RefSeq, a predicted model, not a curated record